AUGGGAAACUAAUCUUUGAAGACGGCCUUUAAAGGUCAUUUGAAAAACGAAGUAGCAGAGGAAAUGACAUUCCACAUGAAUGCCGAGUUCCUCUUCGAAAACGCACUGAUCAAUCUCAUUUUUGAGAAGGUCAAGAAGGAAAAGAUCACGGGAGAGUUCGAGAUCGAGACAUGUCUUAAGGAGAACAACAACCAAGUCAACAAUCACUGCGAGGAUAUCCUCUCUAAGAAACUGAUUGCAGAAAUCCACUAGAACAUCACUGCUGGAUUCUCCUCUGCAGAAGCAAACAUUGACUAUCUAAAAGAACCAAACUUUGAGAAGUUCUUCACUGUGUACUGCCCUACUGAAGUAACUGAGUUCACUACUUUACAGCAAAAGAAAUUCUUCAUUCUCUACAACCUGUAUGUUGAGAAGUACAAGGAGUCCAAGAAAGAAGGAGCUGGCUUCUUCGACUUUGUGAGAAGAUUUUUUGAAGAGAAAAACACAAUGGAAGACAGCACUGAGGCACUUUAGUUGAGUCUCUAAGGAGGACUCAAGUUCUCUAUUCAUCUUUUGAAAGAAAUCCAAGGCUUAGCUCCUCAUAUCCUAAAAAGCUCUUUGGCUUAUCUUUACAACAGCUUUAGAAACGGAUCUCCACUAUCUCUUUAUGGAAUCGACAAAACUUUCUUUGUCUCAGAUCAAGCUAUUAAUGAAGCCAGGGAAUUCCUCACCACUAUAAUCGAGAAUCCUCUUGUAAAAGAUAUCGAAACCAAAGAACUAGCCUUAAAGAUGAUCUUGGUGGUAGGUAUCUUAAGAGCAAACGUCGAAGACUUCAUUUUGGGCAUCAAUCUGAUAGAAAAGCAUCAUUUUGCUUUUGACAUAUCUGAGGAAAUCAGCAGAAUUAACUUUGAUAUUGAGGAAAGUGCACUCAACCCUAGACUAUUCUAAGAGAUAGAAAAAGUCAAACAGGAUGCAAACCUAUUCUCUCUCUAAAACCAAGUACCUUCUGACAAGAGUAUGAGCCAAAACCUCGGAUUCACCACAGAUGGACAGUACUUUUACAUUCAUUACAAGAAGUAUGGACUCUAUAAGAUAGGAACUGGCGAAAAUGGAGAUCAAAUGAUUGGCAAGGUCUACGGGCACAAAAACUACAGAAUCAAUGAGAAAUGCAAAUUGCUAUACUUCAACGGAAAACUACUCUGCAGAUCAUCUACAGCAACUACUAAGGCCUUAUAUGUGAUUGAUCCAGUAUCUCUUGAUGAGACCAGAGAAAUACUCUUGACUGAUAAAGCUAAUCCUAUUAACCUUGAAUGGAAGGAUGAUAAGGAAAACAACAGAUUUAUGGGAGUUACACCACUCUUCACAGAUAGCAACUACAUUUAUGCUGUAUCUUACAAGAAACCCGAAAAAGAUGAUGAGGAAGAGGAAGAAAAGGAAGAGGGACAACAGGAAAAUCAGAAUUAGCAACAGCAAUAGCAAAUACCCAACUAAAAUCCAGCUGACCCAAAUGCUCCAAAGAAAAAAUCAGACGACCACAAUUAAUACUAAUAUGUAAUUGAAGUCUAUGAGCUUGGCAAGACUGACUUGAAACUUAAGCCAGUUAGAUAGAUUCCACUCUUGAAAGAUAAGGAGAAUCCAAUGAUAAAGCCAAAACUUAUUUUGAAAAGAGCAAGUUUUGUGACUAAUGGUAAGCUGGCUCUGAUGGUUUACAAAAGAAACAUGCACUUUUUCGAUCUAGCUACUGGAAUCAGACUUUCUAAGUCAAAGCUUGAUGAUGAUUUGAAACCAGAACAAGAUGGUGUUGUUACCUAUGACAUAUUCAACCAUCGACUUUGGUAUCUCAAUAGAAAAGAUAAGGAGCUCUACUCUUUCAUCUGUCCUAACUUCAAGAGAGUUGUCAAAGAAGAGUCUGAGUUUUAAGUUUCUUACCUUAAGAGAAGAAUAAAUGCUAUUAGAAACAAAGACCUCCCAGCCACUAAAUCAGUAAAGGAAAGGUAGAUGGACAAUGUAUUGUCUGCUCUGGGUAUCCAAUAAAUCAAAAGCGUUAUAAGAGAUGAAGCUGAGAAGCCAAUUGACAUGGCCUCAGUAGACGAGAACAAGUUCCUCAUAAUGAGUUUAUUAGCUGACUCAUCAAACAAUCUUGAAAGAGAAAGACCUUAGAUCAAGUGGAACCCCAAGAAAUACGAGGAGGCCACACAGAGACUUCUAACUCAAUUCAAGAGUCCUUUCUGUACUAAUUUAACUCCAUACUUCUUUAUGAAACUAAGUGAACUUCUUGAAUCCUUUAUUUCUUUAAUCGACCAACCUAAAACUACUAAGACUCUAGAGCAAUAAUACUCCUUCUACUUUACUCUCAAAGUGCUUAAGAGCAACUUAAUUUCCUUGACAAUUUGUGAGAUCGACCUAAAAGAUAUUAUUCAAGAUGAGAGUGUUUACAAUAACUUCUACAUGCAGUUCAAGAACACUGUUGUAAAGAUCAUUGAGAAGGGCUUUAACAAAGAAUUCCAAUCUCCUGAGAUUCAGCUUCUCUGGAAAGAAAUCUAUGACGAAUGUCUACUUUCAAUGUCAAUGGGUCUUGGUAUGAUCUACAACUCUUUCCAAGAGAUCAAUAGUAUUCUCAAGCAGUCCUUAGCUGAUCUUACCAAUAGCAAAAACAAGGAAUACGCUUUACUAGUCAUCACUAACUUUGCUAGACAUGAAACUAUUAGAAAAUUGAUCAACAGUGAACAAAACCUUAAUGAGUUGUUCACUCUGUUCAAUGAUAUCAUGAAGAUCUAAUGUGAUCAAGCCUUAAAUGCCAUUGAGAGCACUCAAUUCCCAAAUCAAUAUCAUGAUUUGACUAAAUCUGAGUUGCAGCAAGCUGUGUACUAAUUCAUUUACAGAUUCUGUGAAAAAUUCUUGGUGUUCUACACUGAAUAUAAGGAUCAGCAACUUUAAUAAAAGAAAUAUAUGGAGAAGUUCAUGAUCAGACUCCUUGACUUGCUUACUCAGCAAUGCUCAAAGAUCACAUCAGCACUAUAAGAAUUAUUGGUGAGAUUCUACAAGCACUUGAAAUCAGAGCAAAAUCAAGAAACAAGCAAGCAUCAAGAGGUCCUUUGCAAACAGUACUGCCAAAAGAUCCUAUCAGAGGUUACCAAUGUGUACUCUCUUUUAUCACUUUAUGUCAGCACUUUCUCCACAAUGGAAGUAGACAUCGCUGUUAUGUCGCCUGUGUCAAACUCAAUCAUCACCUUAAUUGAUGUACUCUGUGGAUUCUUUACUGAGAUCAAGGGUAUUGAAAAGACCAUGGAUAAGGUUCUCAAACCAACAUUCGUUGUUGAAUCAAGCCACCCCUAUGUUUAUUAAAUCAGAGACCCAGUAGUAGUUCAAUGCAAAGGAGCAGAGUCAUUUAGACUUAACUACUCAUCAUCUUCUUAAUUCCCUCCAAUGGAUUUCCUAAAAGCCAUUAGAGCUGUCAACCCCUAAUAAAACCUAGACCUCUAUAGAAUUUCAAGUGAAACAACUACUUAUGCAGGUCAAAUUAUGGAAUCAAAGGACGAGUUGAGAAUUGAAUUCGAAUACAACGAUAUCAAGAAGCUAAAGCUAGAGUAUUUAGUAGGACACCCAGUUCCAGAAUGUUAUGGCUAUAAGAUUGAAAUCACUCCUUUGUUCGGAUCAGAGCUACUCUCCUUGAACGACUAUUUAGAUCAGAUACUCAGAUCAUGUUCCUGGCUAAUAGGCAGAUUCUCCUACAGUCUCAUUAGAAUUAGAAAAGUUGAGAAGGAAACUGACGAGGAGAAGAACUAUAAGCUUCUUUUGCACAGUAAAAUCUUUUCAGGUGGUUUUGAGAACAGAUUCUUGCACCUAUUCUCUAAGAGGACAAUUAAGAAGCUCUAAGAGCUGUCAGACAUCACAGAGGAUUAGGCACUUUUGAAGUUCUUUGCUGAAAGAGAGAGCAAUAACCACUAAAUAAUAGAUGAGAAGAAGUAUCUUACUCCAGAGGAUAGUACAUUGUUCUCAAUCUUGCACGAUAGAAGAGAUCCUAAAGUAGACUAAUUCCUGGAAUUACUGCAGAGAAGCUUUGCAAAGACUGUGAUUUGGGGUAAUGUCGGUGGAAUGACUGGAGAAAGAAUGGUCAGAGCCUCUUUCGGGCCUAUGAUUAAAUUCUCAAAUUUAACUGCAGAUUUCAUGUCACUAGUUGAAGAGUACUAGAUUGAGCUUGAGGUCAACAAUGACAUUGAGGAUAAGAAAGAAAAAGAAGCCAAAAUCAUAUCGCAAUUGAAGCAAAACCGCAACUACGACUAGAUAAACAAGAGAUGGGCAGUUGCUAGUAGAAUGAGAACUUUUUACCAAGAAAUAAAGAAGUCAAUUAGCGAGGCUAUUGAGAAGAAAAAGUAGAAGCUGCUUCUGACAAGAAACCAAAGCUCUUAACAAGAAGAGGAGAAAGAAGUCACAAUGAUUGACACAACAUCUAUUUCAAACUUAGACGCAGAUGACCUGUCACUUGAGAAGACUUAAAGCAUGUUGGACUUCGACAAGGUUGAGAGAGAUAUUGAGCAGAUUACCCAGAGAAUAAUAGAAAAGUCUGAAUUCUUACUUAGAUUAACUAUCCCAGAAAUUUGGGAACAAAGUAACUAAGGCUAGGGGGAUAAUGAUGUGCUGUUGAUGAGAACAACUUCGGAGAUAGCUGAUUAAAAGCACAAGUUGAUGGAAGAUAACAGUGGUAAAGAUCAGCCAGAAGGUAGUGAAGUAGCUGAGGAUGAGUAACAAAAGCAGUCUAAGAUACAAUAGCCAAAGAAUAACAAAGAAUGGAAAAAGAAGCUGCAUCAGUGGAGAAUGAUGCAACAAAGCAAGGGAGUCAUUAAGUCAAUGGAAAAUGUUGGAUCUGGUAAGAUAUUCGACUCACUCAGUGGAAGUGUCCUAGCCACACUUUAAUCUGCCAUAUCUUUAAAAAGACUCAAGAAACAAGUAGAAUCUGUAUACUUAAACGCAUCUCAAAGAGUAGCUGGUUUGAAAUUGCUAGGCAAGCUAAUGAACAAAGACUUGCCCCAUUUAUUCGACUUGAUAAAUUGGUUCUGUUCAUCGCUUAGAGGUAAUUCCAAUCACCUAGUCCACUACCUCGAUGAAAUCAGAGGGUGUGGCAAACUCCUGGAACAGCAAGCAAGAACCAACUUCUUCCUAAUCGUUAGUGGCCUUCAGAAGAAGCUAGUCAAAUCCAAGGAUGAAACCGAGAUCAGACAGAUUUUGAAUGCCCUUAAAUGGGACUACAGUGCCAAUGACCACAAGCAACUCAACGAACUGAAGGUCUUCAAAAUCCUCAGAGACGGGAACAAAGAGUCCGACAAAAUCAAGAACCUUUGGGGGUCCAACUUCAAGUACGAGUUCUUGUUCAAGGAACCCCCUGCAAACGGAGUUGCUAAGACCAAAGAAUAAGAGAGGAAAGACGAUUUCAAGUUGCUUAAUCAGAUUGACCUAAGUAAAGAAGUCCUUGAUCUUUUUGAGUUCGUCCUCGUCACAAGUCUUGGUAAAUCACUCAAGCCUCAAGAUGGUUCUGAUAAGAUCAAGCUUAAAGAGACUAACAAGUAGCAGUUGAUGCCAAGUCUAGAGAGAAUCGAGUCAGUCGUAGAUGUUGACGCUACUCUGCAAUUACUAAGCCAAGCCUAUGAGAUUCUGUUCAAGGAGCUGCAAAACUUUGUCGAAUUCUCACAGAGAUUCGAAGGCAUCAACUGGAAGAUCUUUGUAAGAUUGAUGAAUAGAUUCAAGAAAACUGGAGCUUACUUCAAAAAGGAUUUAGAUGGAUUCGGUGAUAUCAUAGCUGCUGCAGCGAGUGUUGCUCCUGUUGUAGAUGGCUCUAAUGAAUAUGAUCAAGAAGACUAUGGAAAUGACUAUGGUGAUAAUUACGAAGGAGGAGAAAAGGAAAAUGGAUUUGUAGAUAUCGAACUUGAACAGGCUUAACAAGAGAAGGGCAAGGAGGAAAUCGAGCUCGGAAAAUUCAAGGAAUUCUACAAUAUCAUCUUCACUCACAGACUAUUGCAAAUGAUCAACUUAAUUUCAUCUGUAUCCACCAAUAGCGCAUACGCUUCACAUAUUCUCUUCAAUAUUUCUCACCCUUAGAGAAUAGGCACUUUAAUUGGUAUCUUGUGCAACGGUACUCCUAUCCUUAAGAUCCUAGUUAUCAAAAUUCUUGAGCAUUUAAUUAAUAUUUUGCCUCCUGAACUAUUCGAGGAGAGUGUUAAAAUCAUGACUACGGGCUAAAAUGCCAAUACAUACUAGUCCCAAUUACUUGAAAAGAUCAAGACUAGAUCUCACCUCGGAAAGCAAAAUUCCUUCACCCGACUUCUUUUCAAUUAUCUAAUAGCAAUCAGAAAUAAGAUCUGGGCAAGGAAAUUUGAGUCUCAAGGAAUGUAUGGCGUCUCAAAUGCCAUUGUAAACCUUCUAAGAAAGAUGCUAGAGAAUUCAGUUUGGAGACAUUUACAUGAGGAUGAGCUGAAGGACUCAAUUAAUCAGAUUAUGGUCUUGAAUUUUGAGGAGAAAGACGCCAUUCUAAGUCUUUUUGGAGGAGAACUUCAAGGACUCACUACUGGCAUCAUCGCUUAAGAUAAAAACGAAAACAAAGUAGCACUACUUGGAUUUGCUGACUAAUGGAUUGAAGACUAAGAUGAUCAAGCCAAGAAAAAUCUAAAAGUGCCAAGGACCACUAUGAACUUUGAAAACAAAACCAACAAAGCUAUAGGCCUAUUUAUCAACGAGACCUCUCAAGAUAACAAUGAAGUGUUAAUUCUAGAUCCUUAGGAAUUAGUGUUCAUUGAGGGUACCAACAGAAGAACCAAUCAACUGCCAAUUAAAGAUCUGCUGAUGGAAAAGGAUAUCAUGCUUAAGUUACUUUAAGAAGGAAUCAUCAAUCUUUCAAAGGAAAAAUCGUAGAAAAUGACAGUUGAAGAACUCAACUUCAAGAUCCUUAUCACCAAGAUCAUCUUCAACUUGAUCCAUGAGAGAGAAGAGCAAUUCAUUGACUUCCUUAAACAACCACAAAUGCAAAAUGUAUUCACUGAGUUCUUGAACUUGCUCUUCUAGGAGUCUUGUAAAAUCCUCAAAACUCCGAUUACACUUCAACUUGACUGGGUUGAGCAGAAAUGCUUUGAAAUUAGAAGAGCUGCUUGCGAAUCCAAGAUUACUCUUAUCAAACUCAAAGAACUAUCAGCCCAAGUGAUCAUUGACAAGGUGUUCUUCAGCUACAACUCACAAAAGAUCUAGAAGGAGUAUUUGGACUAUGAUCUGAUUGGUGCAAUCAAUUUCGAGAACAUAGUAGAUAUGCAAAUGAGAGUCGGCUUCUUCAAUACAGAUGAUAGAGUGAAGACUCCAGAGUUUAUGGUGAUCUCAAGCACUGAUCUUUACACUGAACUGGGAAUAAAGAGACUAUCAGAAUGUGAAGUUAUAUUGUCUUGUGAUUUGAACCUUGAAGAGUAUCUAGUCUUCUUAGAGAGACAGGAAAGAAAAGUCAAGGGCAUAACUGAGAAGCCAAUCAUACUGAUCGACAAAGAGGAUUUCGAUGAUGUUCAGCAGAAGUUCUUGAUUGAUAAAAUCCAUCACAAUGUAGUCGAAGUUGUUGAGGAUUUAGACGACUCUCAGAAGGAACAAGCAGAGUUUGCUAGACAGGCAAAGAUCAUUUCUGAGUAUGUUGGCUUAGACUAUGAGAAAGUUCUUAAGAUGGUGAAAACUGUUGAUUCAGAUUUCUCACUUACAAGCAAACUGAACGGUUUAAUCAAGGAAGAGCAAAAGAGAAUUGAAGAAGAAAAGAAGAAAAAGCUAGAAGAGGAAGAAGCUAAGAAGCUCAAGAAGGAGAAUCAGGAAGAAGAGAAAAAACUGGAAGAGAUCCCAGAGGAUUUGCUAAAUCAAGUUGAAUUUGAGGAAGAGCAAAGCGAAGUAAAGAAGGUGAAUAUCAAAGUCUAGUUGACUGAAGAGUAACUGAAGAAAAAAUAAAAACUGAAAGAGCAAAAGGAAAGAGAAGAGAUGAUCUCUUACGUGAUGGAUUUGGUGUAAGAGGAUACCAGUGCAGCCAUGAAGUUUGAACUCAAAGAGAGAAAGAAGUUAGAGCAAUAAACUGCUGAGGCUCUGUUUAAGUCAGUUAAAGGCUUCACAGAGGCAACUGCAUACUCAGAGUACUAGCAAUCUUUGGAUUUGCUGUUCACACUCUACUCUCGUAGGAUACUCCAAAAGAUAUUGACCAUUAAGUUUGAAGAGUCACUCUCACUGAUGCUCAAUAGCAAGGAAAGAAAGUUGCAGUUCAAAUAGUUCCUUAAGAUCAUCAGCAAUGAAGCUAUAUUUGUGCAGUUCAAUACAAGAAACAAAAAACUGUUCAAAAAGAUUAAUGAGCUAAUGAAGAGAAUCGUUAUCAAAUGCAAGGGCGACGCAGAUUACAAGCAAUUCAUUGAUGAGCUAUUCCAAGAGGACGUAAUCAAAGCUUCUAAAGAACUAAUAAAACACCUUAAGAACGAGAAACUCAGAAGUAUCAGAGUCCAAUUCAGCUCAGAAGACAAGGCUACAAAAUACUCAAAUCCCUACUUUGUGCUUUCAGUAUCAAAGAUCUAUUUGGAAUAGUGCCCCGAUGACCUCUUAAAGGAAGAUGUACUCUAGACACUUAUUGAGUAAUUCCUCACUCUCGCCUACAUGUUUAACAAGGACCCAGAACUCAAAGUAAAGAUCAACGAGUUCAUCUUGAACAUUCUGGAGGCAGUUCAAAAGAACUACAGCAAGUUGUCAUUCAAACUAAAGGAGCAGUUGCAACAAAUGUGGAUGUUCAAGAACAUAGUAGAGAAGUAUACCUUCAAUACCAUUUCAAAUGAGAGUGUAUACCCCAGACAUCACCUUCUAUUGCUUGAAAUCCUUAUGAAGCUACUCCAACUUAAGAAACUGUCCAAGAAGGAAGUGCACUCUAUCUACAGCAAAACUGAAGUCAUUUUGUAAAUUCAGAGAGCCAAGGAUGUUUUGAAGGAAACUAACUAGUACAAGUUACUGAUGUACUUGAUUCAUUACAACAAACUCUCAGUUGAGCAGAGGACCAUCAAGAGAUCAUUUGAGUCAGGACACAACAUCUUCAAUACCAAGUUCACAGCUCAGUUCAGAAUUGAUGAAAUCGAAAAGAUGACUCUGAUGUUUGACGAGCUCACUGAGAUUGAACCAGAUACUGCUGUGGCUAUAUCAAGAGACUACGAAGGCUAAGAAAUAUUGCAAGUUCUGUUUGCUGAUGAAAUAGCCAGAAAGAGUAUUGAUAUCUAUGAUGAAAACGUCUAUGUUCAUUACCCUUGCAGACCUUCAACCAUAUUCGCUUUUGGAGAUUGCUACAAUGGUAAACUCGGUAUUGACAUGGCUUAAGGUCAGUUUGAAAAUCCAACCAUCAUAAAGAAGGUUCUUGCUAAAGUAAAGGAUAUCUAGUCCUUCAACAAUGCUAUUGUGAUAUAAUUAGAGGAUGGAUCACUUUACAGGGGUGGAUACAAAGAAUACUGGAAUGCAGCUGACAAGCAUUAGAUUAAGAAGUGGGACAAGAAAGCUCAGUCUUUCAGUCUUGGAGUUAGACACACUAUGAUUGUAAAUGAAAAAGGCUAAAUUCAAGGAGAAGGAGUGUCAAAUGCAGGAGGAAUGGGAACUGAAGUCUAUGAAAACAAGUCCUGGAUCAACAUCAAGAUUCCAACUAAGGACAAGGUAGUAUCGCUCAGCUGCAGUUACGACUAUAGUUUUGCUAUCACUGAGAAGGGUCAUCUCUACUGCGCUGGAAGCAACAUGCUAAGCAAGUUUAACAUCACCAACUUCAACAAGUUUGAAAAGAUUGAUCUUGGCUAGUCAGUUAAAGCUGAAAAAAUAGUCAGUGGCUAUAGUGUCAUGGCUCUAUUGCUAGUUAAGAACAAUGGCGUCAAUGAACUUUGGAGUGCAGGCUAUAACAGCAAGGGUGCUCUAGGAAGUGGAGAGAAUGUGCAAAAUAAGUCAGUCUUCAGUAGACUUGCCUAUGAUGCUAACACAAUCAAGUUCGUAGAUAUGGACAUCUAUAUUGAUCAUGCUGCUGCUCUCACUGAGGAGGGAGAACUUUAUCAAUGGGGUUUCAACGCAUUUGGAAGAUGUGGUAUCAGAGACAGAGAUAAGAAUGUAUUCCCACCACAGUUCUGGGAACCAAAGAAGGUUGAGUUCUUCAACGACUACAUUGUAAAGCAAGUAGCUGUUGGUUCAUGCCACACUAUGGUAAUUGCUGCAACUAAGAAGGAACCCACUAAGAAUAAGGUAUUUGCAUACGGAAGAGAAGAUACCAAUGGACAUCACUUGGCAUGUUCAAAUCAGGAGGCCUAGAAAGAAGAUGACUUCAUUAAGCAUUUGAAGAGAUUUGACCAUCUUAAAGUGUAUAAAGUUGAAGCAGGAGGCAAGUGCUCAUUCGUUUGUUGUGAAGGAGAGGAAGAUCUUUUGUCUAAUAGAUACAAUCACAAAUAUGCAGUGUGCAUUAUUUGCCAGCAAACUCCAGUUGAAGGACCACUUCACUUUACAGUUCAAGGCGAGAAGAGACAGUUCACUUACUAUUGCAAGAAUUGCGUUGCCGAUCCAGAAAACCAAGACAUUCUUCCAAGAGUCUGCUAUGCUAUCAAAGCUCAAAUUCAAGAUAUAGAAUCAAAGGAUUGGUAAGACCUCAAUCAGCUUGAAGAAAAUAUUGAAGAGGGAGGCAAAGAGUUCACAUGCGACUUCAGCAAGUCAAGAAUUAAUUCAGACAAGACUCCAUGGUAUAUCAGCUUUACCAAGAUCACAGAGUCAAUAGAUGAGUUCAAUCUCUCAGAAGAGUCUUACUUCCAAGCUAACUCAAAUGACAUUAAUCCAAUCAUUUACCUGAGAAUAGCUUAAGGCUACAAGCCAAAACAUCUUGAAAAGUUCCCAACAUUUGAACUUAAGAACUACUAUCCAACCUAGGACUACUACGGUCUGAGAUUCACUCUGAGUCCAGACUUCCAAUACACUAUCAACCAAAACAUCUUGCAGGAGACUCAGGAGCAGUACUAAUCCUACAACGAGGAAAUGAAGAAAUUCGACCCUAAACUUGACGAGGACUUGUACAAGUUCGUUGAGGACUACUGCUAUCAAAACAGAGAGGUGCUUAUCAAGGAUAUCAAUCCUAUGCUUAUUGAAAUUGAUGAAAGAAGAUUUGGAGAUAAACUUAAGAAAAUUGCUGACCAACUCAAGAGAAAGAGACUUUAAAUCCUUCUCGAUUUCAACAAAUAUGCUUCACAGUUGGUUCCAUUCAUCGAUUAUAACACCAAACUGACUCUGGAAGCUUCAGCCAGACUCAACGCCUACUUUAUGAAAGCUAAGGAAUUCAUUAUGUAUCAGGUCAAGUACAAGUACUAAGCAGCCUAUGUAAACAACCUUGAGACAUCUACUGAGAAGAAAGAUAUCAAUAUCAACAGACUCAGAGCUCUGAGAUUCUUCGAUAGUGGAAAAUGUGACCACACUGGAGAGUACACUGUCUUCGGUCAGUGCUUUAAAUACCUCUAAGCCAGAAAAUACGCUCCAAUGAUGGUUAACAACUCUACUGACAGAGCUUGGAACUCCAAAUUCAUCGGAGAAGGAAGUAUUGAUGUCGGUGGACCUUACAGAGAGACCUUCUUCGAAAUGUGCAGAGAACUCUAAUCUCAUGCCCUUCCACUUCUGCUCCCAACUAGCAAUCAAAAGAACGAUUUUGGAGAGCACAGAGACAAAUGGAUUCCAAGUCCAUCAGCAUCCUCACCUUCUCACAUCUCUAUGUUCGAGUUCAUGGGCGCUUUAAUAGGAAUGAGUAUCAGAUGUUCUCAGAUCUUAAAUCUGAACUUCCCUUCUAUCUUCUGGAAGAAACUGAUUGAUGAGCCACUUGACAGAUCAGAUCUUAACAUGAUUGACUCUUAUUGCCUUCAGAUGCUAGACGGCAUUAAGAAUCUGGCCCAAACACUUCCAGAAAGAGAAUUCCAAGAGUACCAUGAUCAGAAGUUUGUUACUUGCCUUAGUGACGGCACUGAAAUCGAGCUAGUUCCAGGCGGCAAGAACAAGAUCCUAACCAAAGAUAAUGCUAACGACUAUGUGUAAAUGGUGAUGGAGGCCAGACUGAAUGAAUUCGACAAGCAAAUGAAAGCCAUUAAGCAGGGUAUUGGAAUGGUAUUCCCUCCGUUCCUGAACAAGCUCUACACUUGGAAAGAACUGGAGUAUAAGGUCUGCGGUAAGCCAUCAAUUGAUCUUCAUCACUUGAGAGCAAUCACUAAGUACUCUGGAUGUGCUGAGGAUGACGAGACAUGCAAGCGAUUCUGGAGAGUGCUUGAGAGUUUCUCUGAUGAAGAGAAGAGCCUUUACCUAAAAUUCGUAUGGGGCAGAAGCAGACUACCUCUAGUCGAUGAGAAGUUCGGAGACAAACACACCAUUAAGCUGAUCUAACCAGCCAAUUGCGAUCAGUCAUUGCCUAUUGCUCAUACUUGCUUCUUCGCUAUUGAUGUUCCCAAGUAUUCUACAGAAGAGAUUAUGAGAGAAAAGUUCUUGUAUGCAAUCAAGUUCUGCUAGGCUAUUGAUACAGACGGAAGUCCUUAUGAGAUUUUAGGAGAGCAAUCAGAUGAAGAUUUCUGA
This is a messenger RNA of Stylonychia lemnae, 12573 nucleotides long. Lineage: Eukaryota; Ciliophora; Spirotrichea; Sporadotrichida; Oxytrichidae. The record is from the annotation of a GenBank genome assembly.